This is a messenger RNA of Bipolaris zeicola 26-R-13, 336 nucleotides long. RefSeq lists its product as uncharacterized. The transcript is spliced from 3 exons. The coding region runs from base 1 to 336 and encodes 111 amino acids. Gene Ontology annotation, molecular function: cullin family protein binding; zinc ion binding; ubiquitin protein ligase activity. NCBI's taxonomy places the organism in Eukaryota, Fungi, Ascomycota, Dothideomycetes, Pleosporales, Pleosporaceae. Gene Ontology annotation, cellular component: nucleus; cullin-RING ubiquitin ligase complex. The record is from RefSeq and is a predicted model, not a curated record. Gene Ontology annotation, biological process: ubiquitin-dependent protein catabolic process; protein ubiquitination.
AUGGCAGACGCGCCCCCGGCCAAGACCAAGACAUCCAAGGCCGGUGCCAGUGGAGAGGGCGACAAGAAGCGCUUCGAGGUCAAGAAGUGGAAUGCCGUUGCUCUCUGGGCCUGGGAUAUCGUCGUCGACAACUGUGCCAUUUGCCGCAACCACAUCAUGGACCUGUGCAUUGAGUGCCAGGCCAACCAAGCUUCGGCAACUAGCGAAGAGUGCACGGUAGCCUGGGGUAUCUGCAAUCACGCCUUCCACUUCCACUGCAUUUCACGAUGGCUCAAGACGCGACAGGUCUGCCCGCUCGACAACAGAGACUGGGAGUUCCAAAAGUACGGCCGAUAG